CUAUCGCAUGAACGGAAGAGGAUGAGCCGACGGGGAGGGUUUAGAGAAGAAGCUGAAUACGGCCGACGAUAUGGGAAAGCGGAUCUUGAUCGAGUUGGUUUCUUCGACGAUAUACCAAAUGCGUCGCACGAUCCAUACGUUCCACCGACCGUGAUAGCCUUUGAAAAGGGUCGUCAGUUGCUUCCCGGCCCACCCCAACAACUUUUCGAGAAAGAAUUCCAACGAAUUUUCAAGGGUGAAGCACUCACCAAACCAAUAUCGCAGAAUGGAAAAAUCAAGAUAAUAGGUCGACCCUUGAUGCCACCAUCACCCUCGAAAAAGCACUCGUCGUCUGGUGACUCGUAUGGAUGUUUUAGCAAGCACCCGACUUACUUCAGUCCUGAAUUAAGAGCCAAGCCAAAGAGAGAAAGAGAAGAGCCGAAUUUCAAGAUACAGCCUGGGAAACUUGGUGGACCGGGUUAUGCGGAUAUUUGUUUCAGUCCUUAUCCCACUUAUUUGCACGAGCCCUAUGAUCCCAAAGAAAGAAAGGAUAGGAAGAGGGAAGAGAGAAUAGGGCCAAGUUUCUUGUCUACAAGCGCACCUCUCGAUUAUUUCCCACCGAAUCCUUAUCUCGAUAAAAACCCUGGACCGACGUACGUGCGUCCAAAGGAAAUUGAAGAAAAGAUCAUCGGUUCUGGUCAUAUCUACGUCCCAUUUCCAAAGUCACCCGGUGGAAAUCACGAUGGUUGCUUCAGCAAGUUUCCGUCUUACAUGAGUGAACCAUAUAGUCCCACAAUCCCAAGAGAUGCCACGACUGGACCACCAUUGAUCGCUGGUGGACCUGAUCUACGAACAAAAUAUACUAACAGUAUCAUCAAUCAGGUCACAGCUGUAUCGUGUAACGCGACCAACUAUCGAGAGUAUCACGAACGUGUCUAUCCUUUGACUCAAUAA
Messenger RNA from Vespula pensylvanica (western yellowjacket), 933 nucleotides. Its product is annotated as UPF0602 protein C4orf47 homolog. The transcript has 4 exons. The record is from RefSeq and is a predicted model, not a curated record. NCBI's taxonomy places the organism in Eukaryota, Metazoa, Arthropoda, Insecta, Hymenoptera, Vespidae. The coding region runs from base 22 to 933 and encodes 303 amino acids. Gene Ontology annotation, cellular component: centrosome.